AUGAACCCCCUUGGCGCUAAUAUGAACAAAACCUCCGUCAUGGCGAAGUUUGAAGAAGUCCUAACUCUCCUACGGGACUCAGGAGCUACAAUCAUCGACAACGCAAAUUACUCUGCAUACGAUGAGAUCAAUAGCCCGACCGCACUCCAGAACUUUGUCAGUCCAGCGGAGUACAAGGAGAAUAUAGAAAAGUAUCUCAACAAUCUUGAAAUCAAUCCUCAUAAUCUGCAUAGUCUCGAUGACCUCAUCGCAUGCACAAAGUCGCAUCCAAAAGAGGAAUGCCCCGAGCGUGAUAUUGAGUCCUGGGAAAGCGGCGAGAGCAAAGAUGGUAUAGAUGGGGCAUCAGAUGCCGCCCAGGCAGACGCGCUCAUAUUUCCCUCUAUAGUGAGUUCGGAUGUGCCAGGUCUGACAGGUCACCCUGUCAUCACCGUUCCCUUGGGCUUUAUGCCCCGCGACACUCCGAUAAGGCACAAUGCGCGUGGUAACCUUGUUGAGGAAGGACCUGGUGUUCCGUAA
Messenger RNA from Penicillium malachiteum, 516 nucleotides. RefSeq lists its product as uncharacterized. The transcript is spliced from 2 exons. The record is from RefSeq and is a predicted model, not a curated record. Bases 1 to 516 code for a protein of 171 amino acids. NCBI's taxonomy places the organism in Eukaryota, Fungi, Ascomycota, Eurotiomycetes, Eurotiales, Aspergillaceae.